CUGUUGAGGUCGCUGUAAAUAGCUUAUGAGAUAUGGAUCCACUAGAAGAAAACAAUGUCAGCCACAGAUCGCCGGCAAAAGGAGACUAUUACCUGAAGAAUCUGGUACGGAGAUCUCUCUCACUAAUCCUUGAGCCAUUUCAAUGGCUGCAAAUGCUAUCUCGAAGGUUCAAUCCCAGCUUUAUCUUCGGUAUAUUCCUCGUCUAUGGCCUCAACCAGGAAUUUUCGAUCUCUUAUUUCAAGGUCGCUUCCGAUUACUAAUGGAAAGACGUGCAGAAUGCCCAACCAUCUUCCGUUCAGCUUUUCAUAGGUCUGUAUUACAUCCCCUUUGUAAUGAAGCCGGUGUGGGGUUUACUCACAGAUGUGUUUCCGGUAAUGGGUUACCGCCGGCGACCUUACUUCUUGUUAGCAGGAGUAGUCGGUACAGCGUCAGCGAUUACUGUGGCUUUGGGUGGUAAAGUAACGGCGGUGGUGGCAUUGUGUUGCUUGAUAGGAGUGAACGCGGCGGUGGCGAUGGGGGAUGUGAUCAUAGACGCUUGCGUUGCGAAGAAUAGCAUUGAAGAGAGAGAUUUGACGCCGGAUUUACAGAGUCUGUGCUGGUUUUGGUCUCUGAUCGGUUAUUUCACAAGUGGCUUCUUUGUCCAUUAUCUUGGUGCUCAGGGAUCACUAGGGUUGUUGGCAGUCCCAUCGGCGUCGUUGAUAGGGUUGGGCUUUGUAAUGUAUGAAGUUAGAUCAACGGACAUGAUGAAUUCGCACAAGCAAAAGAGUAGAGAUAGAGUGGAAGGAGCAAUGAGGAUCAUGGUUAAAACAAUGAAAUAUCCACAAGUUUGGAAGCCUGCACUUUAUAUGUACCUUUCCUUUGCACUAAACUUUAAUACUGAUGAAGGACUCUUCUAUUGGUAUACCAACCCCAAUGCUGGUCCAGCUUUCUCUCAGGAAUUUGUGGGGAUGAUUCAUUCAGUUGGUGCAUUGGCUUCAAUAUUUGGAGUGGUCAUAUACCACAUUCUAAAGGAUGUUCCUUUCAGACCCUUAAUAUUCUUCGCCCAGCUCUUGUAUGCCUUAACCGGAAUGCUUGAUCUUGUUUUCGUUCUAAGAUGGAAUUUGAUCUUCGCAAUCCCAAACUCAUUCUUCGUGAUUGUUGAUGAAUGUGCCACACGAAUAAUAGCCAGGGUGAAAUGGAUGCCCAUGAUUGUCUUGAGCACCAAAAUAUGUCCACCUGGUAUCGAGGGGAUGUUUUUCUCUAUACUCGCGUGUAUUGAUGGACUCGGGAUACUCUCUUCCAAAUGGGGUGGUGGAGUUGUACUUCAUUUCAUUCGAAUUGAUCGAACCAAUUUUGUCAACCUUUGGAUGGCUAUAUUGUUAAGGAAUGUUAUGAGGUUUGUUACUUUAGCUUUUGUAUUUCUCAUCCCAAAUGUUAACCAGAUUGACGGAGAUCUUUUGCCGAACGAUGAUCCAAUUGUGGUAGCGUUUGAGGAAGAUGAUGAUAGCGAUAACUUACAACUUGUUCCAUUAAAUGACAAAAUUGAAGUUUGAGUUAUGGAGUAAUCGAUGUAUUAUUUUUUGAAUAUGAUAUUAUUUUUAUUCGUUUUUAAAUUAAGGUAGGCCAGUUGUAUACUCGAGCUAUGCCGUGC
Messenger RNA from Impatiens glandulifera, 1630 nucleotides. RefSeq names its product probable folate-biopterin transporter 6. Lineage: Eukaryota; Viridiplantae; Streptophyta; Magnoliopsida; Ericales; Balsaminaceae. The record is from RefSeq and is a predicted model, not a curated record.